AUGAUGAAACGUUCCAAACUCUCCAUGCAAGUCGCCUACGACUCCGACUCCUCCCAAGCAAACACCGACUCCGAUGCCGACCUCCCAAACGAUGAUAAUACUACCAUAACCAACAACGAAUUCGAUACAUCAUCCCACCGUCGCAAACGUCAAAAACGUUCUAAACAGGACGCGAAAGAAGCUGCCGCUCUGGGAGUCUUCGGUAGCGAUAGCGAUGACGACGAUGAUAACUUUAGAGAUUAUUCUAGAGGGAAGAGGGGAAAAGUCGGGUUUAGGAAUUUGAGGGAAGGGGGGAUGAGUUUUGUUAAGAAGGGGGAAGGGAAGGGGAAAGAUGAUGAGUAUGGUGAUGAUGAUGAUGAUGAUGAUGACGACGACGAUGACGAUGAAGAGGAGGAAGAUGAAGAUGGAGAUGAAGGGCUCAAGCAAGAUCCAUUCGCUGUGGAAGCUACAGCCGGUCUUCGCGAUAUAGGAACUCGAAGAGGAAACGAAGGAUACUCCGAAGAUGAAGAUGAAGAAGAGGAAUCACGACCAACAAUCGGUCUCGGAAACGCCCUGCGAACCGCAUUCUCCGCCGUCACCCCAGCUACAGCAGACGAAAUGUCACUUGAUGAAAGUGCAGACGAUAAACCCCGAAUCUCAUUAAAACCCCGUCUGUUCGCUCCAAGAGCCUUGGGCGGUGGUGGUAGCAAUCUAAAAGGUUUUACAUCUGGAACUGCUACACCGGGUUCUUUGGACGGUCAUCGUGGGUUGGGGUUUCAAUCCGCUGGGACCAGUAGUAUGGAACAAUCACCUGCUCCUGAAGUUCAAAAACCUUUGUUCAGACGAGCGGGGCUUGGAAGCGGAAGUGGUGGUGGUGGAGGAGUCGGGUUGGGAUUUAGGAAGGCCGGGGUUAUUGAUUCUACAGAUUUAGCUGGAGAAGAGGAGAAGAUGGAUGAAGAUUAUUAUGAUGGGCGGGGAGAAGAGGAGGAGGAGGAAGUAAAGGCCUCUAUGAUUAACCCCCUCGGUCAGGGAUUCGUUUCAUCGAUACAAAAGGAAGCAAUGAUGUUUGCACCUCCAAAUGGUGGUGAACAGGAAGAAGAGGAAGAGGCGGUAGUCGAAAAACAAAAGGCCAGACCAUCGUUUACCGACGUCCGAGGGAUGAGGGGGAAGAAACAAAAGGGUGAUGCACCAGUGAUCAAUCAAGAUUCCUUCGCUGCGAAGAUGAUGGCAAAGAUGGGGUAUCAACCAGGCCAGGGUUUGGGAAAAACUGGAGAAGGAAGAUUGGCGCCUGUGGAUACGCAAUUAAGACCUACGAGAAUUGGUUUGGGUGCUGUCAAGGAGAAGACCGAACAAGCAAAGAAGGAGGAGAGACGGGCGAAGAUUUUGAGAGGAGAGGUGCCGAGCGAUAGUGAUAGUGAGAAGGAGAGGAAGAGGAGGAAGAAGAAGAAGAAGGGACUGGCUGGGCUUAGUAGUAAAGAGGGUAGCGGCGCUAGCACGCCGGCUAGGAGGCGGCCUCAAUUUAAGACCGCAGAAGAGAUGGCGAAGGAGUUGGAAGGCGUGGAAGUUCCAUCUGCUUUGAAGAAUUUGAUCGAUUUGACCGGGAAGGGGGUUGAUGUUGGUAGUCCUGGAAUUAUGGCGGGAGGACUGUCCGAGGUGGAGAAUGAGAAUGUAAAGAUUGCGAAACUAGCAAGGAAGGAACUCGAGGAUUUCGCCAGAGAGUGGAAGAGAUUGCAGGAAAGGAAGAAGUUUUUGCAAUUGGAGGAGAAACAGAUGACGGAGGAUAUGGACGAGCAGGCGGAGACUGUGAAAGCUUUACAAGGGAUCGUGGAUGGAGCUGAGAAGCUUGCUAUCGAUGUAUCCGUUGCGGACAGUCGGAAUGAGUUUGAAGACAAAAUCGCGGCUUUGGCGUCUGAGCUUGAGGCGAUGCAGUUCAAAUACAAGAACGAAGUGGAACUGUACGAUCUCUCAGAAGUCGCUAUCGCUGCAUUCCAUCCUUUGUUCAAAUCCGCCUUAGCAAUCUGGGAUCCUCUCACCGACCCUGUCUACCUCCUAGAUUACAUCCGCAAACUUCGCCCCAUUUUCAACGUCCGCACCCUCGAAGACAUGGAGGCCUCCCUCGUCACAACGGGAUACGCUGAAAAAUCGGGUAAAAUGUCAACAUAUUACGAAAGCAUGAUGUAUAGCAUCUGGCUACCCAAGAUCCGCAGUACCAUUAACAACCACUGGAACGUUCACGAUCCCACGCCCGUUCUCACAAUUCUUGAAACCUGGGCCGGUGUGUUACCACCAUUUGUUAGUGACAACAUUUUGAACCAGCUGGUCCUGCCGAAAGUCAAAGCUGCGGUUACAGAAUGGAACCCACGGGUCUCAUCAAGAAGGAAAACAGCACCUCCACCGCAUGUGUGGGUUUUCCCGUGGUUACCACAUCUAUCGUCACAUAUGGAUGAUCUAGUGAGAGAGGUUAAGAGGAAAUUCAAGGGUGUUCUGGAUAAAUGGGAUCUCUAUAAGGGAGUCAUAGACGGCCUAGAAGCCUGGAGAGAAGUCUUCGGACCCGGAGAAUUGGAAAAGAUGUUAAUCUCCCACCUCCUACCACGACUAGCCGAUUUACUACGACGAAAAUUUGAAGUCAACCCGGCGGAUCAAGAUAUAGCACCAUUAGAAGCAGUAAUGGCAUGGCAUGGGUUCUUCCGACAAUCCACAUUUGCACAAUUACUCGAGGCGGAGUUUUUCCCAAAGUGGAUGCAGACGUUAUAUACGUGGUUGACGAUGGAAGGGGUUGAUUUGGAAGAAGUCGGGGAGUGGUAUAAAUGGUGGCAAGCACAGUUUCCUGAGGAGGUUAGAGAGUAUGUACUUGUUAGGAGGGAGUUUAAGAAGGCGGUUGAUAUGAUGGGACAGGCGGUUGAUGUUAUGGAUGGAGUUGAAGGGGUGACUAUUGUUCCGCCAGAAAGUGGUGCUGCGAAGCCUAUUAAACCGCAACCGCCAUCGGUGGAAGAGAAGAAAAAGGGGAAGUCUGGGAAGGGUGGUAGUGGUGGUGGUGGAGGAGGAGGAGUACAGACGGAAACGACGUUUAGAGAGUAUAUGGAGGAAUGGUGUGCUGAACAAGGGUUAUUAUUAAUGCCUUUGAGGAAAGCGCAUGAGGGGACCGGGUUCCCGUUGUUUAGGAUUACGGAUAGUCCGAGUGGGAGUGGCGGGGUGCUUUGUUAUUUCAGUCAGGAUGUUGUUUGGGCGCAGGAUAGGAAGAAGAAGGAGGUUUUUGAACCGAUCAGUUUGGAGAAGGUUGUGCAGAGGGUGGAGGCGGGGCAUCGGUAG
Orbilia oligospora ATCC 24927 is the source of this 3288-nucleotide messenger RNA. RefSeq lists its product as uncharacterized. Gene Ontology annotation, molecular function: nucleic acid binding. The transcript is spliced from 2 exons. Gene Ontology annotation, biological process: spliceosomal complex disassembly. NCBI's taxonomy places the organism in Eukaryota, Fungi, Ascomycota, Orbiliomycetes, Orbiliales, Orbiliaceae. The coding region runs from base 1 to 3288 and encodes 1095 amino acids. The record is from RefSeq and is a predicted model, not a curated record. Gene Ontology annotation, cellular component: U2-type post-mRNA release spliceosomal complex.